This is a messenger RNA of Xenopus tropicalis (tropical clawed frog), 8477 nucleotides long. The record is from RefSeq and is a predicted model, not a curated record. Lineage: Eukaryota; Metazoa; Chordata; Amphibia; Anura; Pipidae.
GUCUCAGACUAUUGCUCAAUGCCAUUGACUUUGCUUCAUUUUCCAGCAGCAGUGGAAAGCUAAGUUUCAUUAAAUCAGAGGUCAACUCCCAUUUUCCACUAAGCUUUUCUGUGACUGGUUGUGACCAAUAUACAGUAUUUACAGCACUAUAUAAUCCAAAAAGUCCAGCGUGGGAACACAGCUUCACUAUUUCUUCCUUGCAAGGUAUCCUUACUAUGGAAAGGAAAUAUUAUAUCACACAAGUGGUUGUAUGUCUUUUCAUUCUCUCUUCCGCGGUGUCGGCUCAAGGUGAAGGAAGCUGUGUUGGGAGAUGUGGUGAAGGGUAUUUUCGAGGGCAUACUUGCCAUUGUGAUUAUAACUGUAUGUCUUUUAUGGAAUGCUGCCGGGACUUCAAGGCAGUGUGCACAACAGAAAACUCCUGCCGCGGAAGAUGCCACGAAGGCUUUAUAAGAGGACAGGCGUGUGAUUGUGACCCCAACUGUCUAAAUUAUGGCAAGUGCUGCCCAGACUUUGAGUCAAUGUGUGCUAAACCAAUUUCGAGACGCUCGCCUGCCCCACCGCCCCCUGAGGAGAGACGUGGCCCCCCUGAUCCCUCAAGGAAUAAAGACACUGACAAGGAACCAGAGGCAGAUAAAGUACCACAAGAGCCCGACGAGGACACAGGAACAACCCCCUCAACUGUUAUAACCCCACAACCAGUGAAAGAGAAAAAACAAAUGCCUAAAAAACCUAAGAAGCCCAAAAAGCUUGUAGAGGCAGAGGAGGAAAUUGAAGAAACAGAGGAAAAUGAGACAUCAUCUACGUUUUCAACUACUCGGACAAAGGGAACCACAAUAAAAGUAACCAGGAAAGACUCAAAGAAAAAGAAGCCAAAAGAUAAAAAUUUGAAUCCAAAGGCUAAUUCAACAGAACCAGGUAGAGGGAGUUUCUCUCCGUCAGUACCACCGCCUCCUGACAAAAAUGCAGAUAUACUAAUGACACCCCAAACUCCGCGUGUUGGUGAUGAUGCUGCAGAUCCAGUUGGCUCACAGGAAGAUUCUACUGAUAAUCCGUCCUCAUCAACCACACCAAAAACUACAAAGAAACGUUCCCCAUCAAAUACAAACAAGAAAAAGAUCAAUAAAAAGCAAGAGAAUGAAGAGUCACCAAGUUCAAACAAUAAAAAGAAACCUCCAAGCAAACCGUCACCUAAAGAUAUAAAAAGAAAAAAGGGGACAGAUCCCAAGGAUGAAAAGCAAGAUCCUGCUAAGGGCCCAGACCCAUCAGCCAAAAAGGACACCAAGAAACCAGUCUCCAAAGGUCCAAAGAAAAGAAUAAUUAAAGUUUUGGUGGAGGAUGAUACAGAAGAACCACAAAAACCAGUCAAAAAGAAACCUUCAAAGAAACCUUCACCCAAAGACACCAAAAGAAAAAAGAAGUUUAAUCCAAAGGAAGAGAGACAAGAAACAGUGGAAAGUGAGUUCACAAGUUCUUCUCAAUCAACCUCUUCCCAUCGCAGAAGCAAAUCAACGUCCACGCUGUUGUCUGGAAAAAAUAAAAAUAUCAAGAAUAAAAAUAGGAAAAAGAUUCCUGAUGAAAAGCCUUUAAUGCCCCCAAAGAGAAAAAAAGACAAAGACUUUCUUCAAACACCUGAACCAACUCCUGCAGAUGAAGGUUCUGGAGAUGAUGGAAGUGGAAUGGAAUUUCUGCAGACAACCCCUUCAGCUACUUCUCUAUCCGAUUCUUCCCCAAAAGAAACCUUGUUUAGCACAAUAAUGGAUGGAACCAUUAGCUCUUCAGUGAUGCCAAGGACAGAAAACAUUGUUAUUACAUCAGAUAAGAAUACAGAAACACCUAAAGCUCUAUCUACAGUUGAACCUUCAUUAAGAACUACCCCUGGGAUGAACAUUUUUACUGAUGUUUCAACAGUUUCUAAAGAACCUUUCAAGCAAACAGAAACUCCUGCCCAACCAACAGAAGAAAGCACAAGUAAGGCAAAUGCAACUUCUGUUUCUUUGACAAGUAGACAAGUAAAUGAAAGAAGUACUGAUCCUUCUGAAAAUGUAGGAAGUUUUUCACAGCAACUGCAGACUGCAACUAGUAAUGAUGCAGUGACUUCAUUUUAUAGAAAUACUGACAAAACAGAGUUAGUUUACCCACUUACUGAUGGAGAAAGGGCAGGUAAUCAGAAAGAAAAUACAGGGCAUUCGGGAAUAACUAUAGAAAAGUCAACUAUAAAUAACUGGACACCAUAUACUACACAACCAAUGAAAACAGAAGAAGUGGAUAAAAACACACCCUUAUUUAAGGAAGAAAAUAAGGAUGGAUUGUUAAUUUAUCCUACUGUUUCAUCACAGAAUAUGGAGAAUUUUACUUUGUUGCCCACAGAGAUAAAAAUACAACAGGGAACUGCUAGUACAGAAGGAAAUAUCAAUAAUGGCUUAACAACCAAAUUUCCUGAAAGUAAAAAUUCUUCAUUUUCCACUGAAACCAUGGUUACAGACAUGCCAAAAGCAAUUUUAACAACACUAAGUAGUAAACAAACAAUUUCAACAAAUGAGACACCUAACUUGGGUCAAUCGGUGAGCCACCCUGAAACAACAAAAAUAUCAAAUGGCAUAUCAACAACAGACUCAACAGUAACAGAUGAUAUAUCUGGUUUUGUUCUGCACAGAGAACCUAAUGGAGAUAAUGCAUCAAUGGUUCCCAGGGAAUUUGCAGACAUAGAGAGAAGCACUCCUGUAUCACCCACUAGUGUAUCUAGCUCUAUAGUCCAAAAUUCUGAUCAUAGCCCUAGUGUUCACACAGAGCCAUUAUAUACAGAAUAUACUUUGAAUAUUACAGUUACUGAGACAACUCAAUCUGGACAAACAAGUCCAACAAAUGAAACCCCAAAGACAGCUGUGAAAAAAUCAACUCAAUUUCCUGCAGACAGCUCGGCUCUUGUAACUGUGGAAUCCAGUCCAGACCAUUUAGUUGGGUCUAGCUUUCCAACAGUAGAUGCACCUCAAUCUUUAAGUUCUGCUCAAGUAACUAGCACAAGCCAAUCCCAAAGUUCAACAUUGUCCAGAGGGUUACAUGGAGAGCUGCUCUCCACUGUUGCAACAGAAUCUUUAGAUAAAAGUACAGGAGACAUUCUGACACCAAGUUAUAAUGAUUAUGUCCAUUCUAAAGUCCCUACACAAAGUAGUUACAGCUCAAGUAUUUUAGCAAGUACAACAGAGCACUCCUCUAUAAUAUACACGUCACCAAAUGUAAAAGAAAAUGAGAGCAGACCAGCCAGCACACAAACACCACAAAAAGACUAUUCAGAAGUUACUGUGCCAGACACUGACACUAGAAACACAUUUGGUAACAGCCCAACCUCUACACAGAGCACAGAACAAUCUACUCUGACUAAGGAAGGACACAAUGAUGAAAGUUUGCCAGUUCUUAGAGAAGAACUUUUAUCAACAGUUUUAAAUGAAGAUGCAGAUAAAGGAUAUAGUCUUUUGUUAGAUACAAAGAGUAGUGAAGCCCCCACAGAUGCUUCUACCAUGAUCAUUACUGAUAAAUUAAAUACAAAUGAUUUCUUAAGUCCCACAGUUACAGUACAUGUAGGACAUGAAACUUUAAUCAAAGGGGCUACAAGUGAGAAAGAUAUGUUACACACCCCAGAAGCACAAAGUCUUACAGAUAUGCUAAAGACAGUUCCAAAUGAGAGAAACACUGAGGGAACGUUUAGCCCCAAAACACCAGAUAUAGCAUUUGUGGAACCCACACAAUGGCAGCAAACAGACCGAACACACAAAGCUCCACAGCCUGAGGAACUCACACAGAGUUCUACUGGUGAUACUAUUGCAGAUCAUGUUGUAUCUGUUACAGAUAUUAGUUCUGCUGCCCCAGAUUCCAGCUCAAGCUCCAAUAUUGUUACUUCAGAAACAAAUACCUUAGGUGCAAACAUUUUAUCAACACUGGCUCCAGGUCAAACUACUCAAGCUGGAAUGCAAAACCUUAGCAUAACUGGAACUGCACAGCUCCCUAUUAACACUUCACUAUCAGUAACAAUGGAUUCAGGUACAAGAGACUUAUCUAGUCUUAAAAUAUUAGAUACAACCCCUAAUAUUCACACAACAAACCAACAUACUGGUGAUUCCAAAGUUGAUGUCUUGACAGAGCAUAGUACAAAUCCCAAUGUAGAAACUAAAGAAACAACAACAGGUGGUCAAGAAAAAUCAAGCACAAUAAAUAAAAGUCCAGAUGAGAGGCCAAUGAUAAGCGUAACUGAAGCCACCCAGAUACCAUUAGAAAUAACAGAAAGUUCUGCACCCUUUAGAAUAAGUACUUCUCCAGCUAUGACUAUAAAACAAUUCAUUGUAACUACUGAAGAGCAAAAAAUAGACCUAUCACCAGCAGCCUCUAUUUCUAGCGAUAUGUCUGAAAAACCAAGAACAUAUUCUAAAACAGAUGUACAAACUGAAAUGAUUAAUACUUUGCCAUCAAGUACAGAACUGGUCACUAGAGAUAAAAAUGAUCAAAUUACACAAGGUACCAAACCAAGUGAUGUGGUUACUGAAGGAGCACUCACAAGUAAUUUCAGGCAAACUAUAAGUGUACCUGAAACCACAGAAACCCCUGCAGUGGUUGUAAAAACACACACAAGUACAAAAACAAUAUCUAUUGUUUCAACAGCGAAUUUAAAAUCCAUAGAUGAAGAGAGUAUAGAUCAAUCAUUCCCGACCAACUUUCCCCAAAAACGUUUCACAACUAUUGCUGAAGAUGGAAUCCCCGGCACAAGUCCAAUAAUUGUGACUGGGGAAACCAAUAAAGAUAUUGAUAAAAUAAAUGAGACAGUACCUAAUUUAGAGACCAGCCAUGGCUUUGAGAAACACUUUGAAACUGUAACAGGAGCAGAGAGAACACUAAAUACAGGGACAACUCUAGAGACCCCAGGCCGACAAAGCUUAAAUAGAUCAGCAAGUGCUUCAGUGACAAAAGAUAUGAGUGAAGGACAAUUGUUUGUUACAACUGAGACUGGAAACAGUUUCACAUUUGGUUUAACAGCUUCUCAAAUGCCUUAUUUAACAGCAGGAGUAAGUGCAGAACCAUCUAAAAUAAGGACAACCAGCACAAGCGAAACAAUAAGUUCAAGUGCCAGCAAGGAGACAAUGCUUGAUUCUUUUAGCUCAAUUACUGCUUCUGUGGAACAAACCAGGGCUGUCACUGAAGCAUCACACGAAGGGCAAACAUCACCUGUGAGUGAGUUCACUACACAAAGCAGUGCAAGUUACACAGAGCCCAUAACUCUCACUUCAAUAUAUAAAGAAGGUGAUCAAGAGAGACCUUCAGUUACUAAUGAAACAAGUUCUUCUUCACAUACACUUUCACCAGCUACUUCUGUACCAGGAACACUUACAGAUUAUUCAUCCAACAUGAAUACAGAUCAGAAAAGUCCAGAAACAUCCACGAUAAUUUCAAAAGAGCAUCACAUAAUGACCAACAGUACUGUAAACUAUGUACCUACAUUACUAGAGAAAACUCUGAGUACGGAAAAAUCUCUGACUACAGUUUUAGUCAGUAGUAUAACAACUAAUGAGACAACUAGAGGCAAUAUGUUGUCAUCUUUGUUCACUGAUGACAAGGGAGGUAAAACAAUGUCACCAACCAUAGAAACAACCAAAGGAUACACUGAAGACAGUAGCUCUUUGAAGGCAGAUUUAGAGACAACAACUGUGAAUACAAAAGACAGCAGUAGAGUGCAAACACUUACUAAUCUAGUAACCCAGUACUUAAAUAAUCAACAGUCUACUGAAUCUACAGGGGAGAGGGAUGGGAGUGCUAGAGAUAAAUCUGUAUUUACGACCAGUUCUUCAUUAUACCUUAAUGAGUCUGCAAGGCAGUCUACGACUCAGUUUGCAGCUUUAACAACAUCUGAACCAAAUAAAAUGGAUAUAGCUAUGAGUAAUGUGAGCACAGAAUCUUACCCCCCAAGUAGCGUGCAGACAGAUCAUUCACUUAAUACUCCCAUUAGCACUGACCCAAGCAGUGUGUCCCUACCUGUAACUAAAUCAGAGUCUCCAGUAACUCAGCUACCAGAGUCAGGUCCAAAGCAUGCUAGUGUUUCAGGCAUUACAUCUGGAUCAAGGGUACCUUUAACAAACGCCUCAGCUACACAAUCCACAGCUUUAACUAGACUGAGCAGUCAAUAUACUAUAAAUACUCCUGAAAGCACAACAGAAACAUUCCCCAAAUUAAGCAGUAGCACAAAGGAAGUAAAUACUAGCCUUGAAGAAAAUACAUCUACAAAUAAUUUACUUACACCUUCUUUUGGUUUUUCAGUGAAUACAUUGACCACUCUCCAGGAACAAAGCACACCAGAUAAUAAAUCUAAUGCUAAUAGCUAUACAACAAAUUCUGAAGGAUUGCAGACAUCUACCAGUUCCAUGCUAAAAUCCACUAUCUCUACCAGCCAUACAAACGAGCCAUCUUCUAGUACAAUUAGAAAUAUAUAUGAUACCCCUAAUCAAACAAGCAAUGUAGAAUAUAGCACACAUAAGCCAUCUGAACAAAAGGAUGCUUCGUCUGGGCAAAGCACUGUGUUUUUUACAACACAGACUAUUGAUUGGGUCCCAUCUAGCAAUGCAGGGGAAAGUAAAGAGAAUAGUACAAGUACAGAAGGGACAAACAGACUUUCAUCUCCAACUGUUGGACAGCAAACUGAAGAUUUAACAACUUUAAAACCAGAACUCACUGAUGCGAAUACAUCUGGCAACAGAACAUAUGCAGAUCUUAAGGAGACAGCAACCACCACGCCAACUACACAACCAAUGGAAAGUGUUUCCACAACAACACAAGUGAAUGUAGCUUCUCAGCAAGCCACAACUACAUCAUCAGAAAACCAACAAGAACACACUACCAAAGAUGUAACUACUAAGCAAGUAAUCACAGAACAACAGACUAAAAUUCCUUCAGUUUCUUCAUUUUCCAACAGUACAGUAAAAUCUGAUUUGGAACAGAGGCCAACUGUGCCAGAAAGUGAUCCUAGUAGCAUCUCAAAUGUUACGCCAAGAGAUGAAUCAAUGGCAAAUGGAACUACCACUAGUUUACCAACAAAAGCAAUAAAUAUUGAAAUAAUGGAAACUACUACUAAAUCAACACCAAAUACUAUAAAAGAUCUUAGAGAAACAACUGGAAGUCCAACUACUGUGAAGGCAAUUUCUGUUGAACAGAUGGAAAAUAAAUAUAACCCCAACCCUCCUCUUUCACUUGACCAAUACGGUAUCUGUGAGAUGUUGUUGGAUAAGGAAAACAAACUAGGGAUAUCAGAGAGUGACCUCCAGAGCAUAAGGGAAAUAUGUAUGGAGAUACAUCCAAACUUUACUACAAGUGUAAGUACCCCUUCUUCAGAAACAAAGCUGCCUUCACAAAACCCUAGUGAGAUUCCAACAAAACACACAACAGCAUACACAACAACACCCAGAGUGGCUCAGCCAAAUAAAAAACCGCUGCCCCCAAAAACAAUCAUUCAGAUUGUAGAAGAGAUCAACAGGAAGAUGCAUUUGACUCCAACGAGGAAUUUAACACUAUUUCCAUCUCAUAAAACAAAUAAAUCAGCAGCAUGGAUAUUGCUUCUUAAGAAAAUCAGAAGUCCACUUGAUCCCCAGAUGAAUUUAUGCAAUGGCCAACCUGCGGAUGGAAUGACAACACUGCAAAAUGGCUCCAUGGUAGUUUUUAGAGGUCAUUAUUUCUGGACACUGAACCAGGGAGGAGCGGUGAGACAAGCAAGGAAAAUCAGUGAUGUGUGGGGAAUCCCUUCCCCCAUUGACACAGUGUUUACACGAUGCAACUGUGCUGGGAAAACAUUCUUUUUCAAGGGUCCCCGUUAUUGGCGUUUCACCAAUGAUGUCAUGGACAAGGGAUAUCCCAAAGAAAUCAUUAAAGGAUUUGGUGGUCUGAAAGGUAAAAUAACAUCAGUCCUAUCUGUGGCUGGAUUCAAAACAAGACCAGAGUCCGUUUACUUCUUCAAAGGAGGUGGAAACGUUCAGAAAUACACAUUUCGGCAAGAACAAUCGAAGAGAUGCACGAAAAAAAAGCAGCCGAAUGUGCAAUACCCAAUCUAUUCUCACAAUAUUCAAACAGUGAAGUACCGCUAUCCGAGAGAUGUAGUGAAACAGCAGAGAAAGAUCCAGAGAACCAUAAUAACCAUCAAACAGGAGCCAUUAGGUGUUCUUCACCAAGAGAUUUCAAUUCGAUCAACAUGGAGGGGCAUCCCAAAUAACAUUGUUUCUGCAAUAUCCUUGCCAAAUUCGCAAAAGCAAGAUGGGUUUGAUUAUUUUGUGUUUUCCAAAGAGAAAUAUUACAACAUAAACAUGAGCAGUAAAGUUGCAAUCAAGCCACCGCCCAACUCUGAACAGAAGAUAUCGAAAGACUGGUACAAGUGCAAAGAAUGAGACAAAGAAAACGAUUUAAUAAUAAAGAAUUUAAUUUUCGCUUAGAAAAAACGCUUAAACUUUACGAUC